This is a messenger RNA of Lingula anatina, 1785 nucleotides long. RefSeq lists its product as uncharacterized. NCBI's taxonomy places the organism in Eukaryota, Metazoa, Brachiopoda, Lingulata, Lingulida, Lingulidae. The record is from RefSeq and is a predicted model, not a curated record.
AUAUCUGUUGACCGGACUAUAAAAGAGAGUGCGGUUCUCUCGGUUCUCGCAGUUCUACCUCUGAACACGUUGGCGUUGCCCUAGGUGCAGGAAAACGACGUCGCCUGUUACAACAGUUGUUCAAAAUGGCUACAGCGGUAUUCAAUGACUGUACUCUUACGGGUCAACCCUAUGCUAACGUCAGCGAGGCUUGCAAUGGAGGGAUUUGUACCUACAAUCCUCUCUUCUUACUCUUUACUGCCUCGGCGUUGCGCUGUCUUUGUCCCACGGGUCAAAUACCAGAAUAUACAGAUAUUAACAAUGUGACGUGUAGAACGAUUGCUGGAACGCAGUGUCGAUCGGACUUUGACUGUAACUCGAGGACAAGAGAUUGUCUGGGUAUCAGCAUGGGCAACCCGACCUAUUUUGAAGGCACCGGAACUCAACCACCAUUCUCUGCGGAUUUGACAACAUUCUUGUCUCCAUUUGUAACAAUUUUAUGUGGCUUCAACGACAGGCUGAUUCUUGACACAACCCCGUUCUACACGUGUUCGGGCGGGAGCACUACAGCCAUAGGCUCUUGUGUGGAAGUCAGUGGAAUUCCACCGGAGACGACUGUCAGCGUCAAUGGCACUGUCUAUCCACAGGCAAUCAGCCGAGACCUGUUCAGAACGCUGCUCUUCCCAAUCGCAUCGGGAACAUUUACAUCGGGAAUUCCACUGACCAACUAUUUCCUCAACACUUUGACCAGCCUUAUCCCGUUUUAAACAGGGCGCCCUCUUCCGGGUGGCAGGUAAAAGAGGCAUGGAGAUUUAUGAAAACAGUAAUCGCCGAACAUGUAUUUUUACAUAAUGUGGGUGUGACUUCAAUCCUAUAAAACCACGCAGAAAGAGGGCAGUGUGUCACUCGUCCGCUGACCAAUGGACUGGAAAUGGACUGAUAUAUAUGACUGCUGUGCUUGACAGAUAUAAGUUAGAUGUAUAUUUAUUUGAUGAUAAGUAGCUUUGAGCAAAAAUGAGGGGAAAAUUCUGCCAACUGACAUUCAAUCACCUCAGAAACAGCUCAUCUAAUAAACCCUAUUUUAUAUACAUGUGCUUUAGUAACCCCUCCCCCCCCCCCAACACACACACACACACACACACACACAUUCCUUGGAUGUGUCAGUUUGCACCGAGUAGCAUUUACGUCAUACUUAAUAUAUAUAUUCAUUUAUUUAUUCACAUAUCUCCUUGCAUUUCUGACCAAAAAUUAGAUAACAUUCCAAAGAAAUUGCAAAAUUGCAAAUAAGAAGUUUAUUGUCCUUCACAUGACCUGAGCUCGAGCCAACCGCUAUGUCAAAUAUUUUCUCCGAUCCGUCACCUCAAAUCCUUCACAUUCAUUUUUGUUCUUUACCUCCAUGUGGUUACCGUUGUCCUAGAACACCUUGAUAUUUAUCGGGUUUAAUAAAUAUAUGUAUUUAUGCGAGAAGGACAUCCAGUUCACAUACAGUGCAAUCUGCAGUUGAUACAUGUAAUUUAGUCUGCGAACUAUUAGCAUUUAAAAUGAACCAUCAUUAUCUUCAAUAGCAUGUGGUUAGUUUUCGCCACUGAUUAGAGCUGCAUAUCAACACAGAGUUUAAGGAAGUAGAGUAUGCUAUUUAAUUUGCAUAAUUAUGUGAUUAACAUAAUUACAUAAUUCUUGUACAGAAGUGCACGGGUGCACUUUAGGGACAUCUUUUUCGUCCUUUUCCGCUUCCUUAAAUGAAAAAGCGACAAAAGUACCGUCAGCAUUUUAGAAAAUAAAGUAUCGGCAGAUUUGAAAUUGCUA